Molecule: messenger RNA, 1370 nt
Organism: Sinocyclocheilus rhinocerous
Lineage: Eukaryota; Metazoa; Chordata; Actinopteri; Cypriniformes; Cyprinidae
Exons: 8
Coding region: 49-909 (286 amino acids)
Biological process (GO): cell adhesion
Cellular component (GO): membrane
Source: RefSeq, a predicted model, not a curated record
CUCUCUGACACACAGUCACACCACACGCUGCAGGACCGUUCGCUCAGGAUGGCCACACAGAGAAAAUACCACAAAGCGUCAAGUAUUGCUUUCUUAAUCUGUCUCUUUGCUGUCUCAUUUCAAGCUGUGAUUUGUGACGAAGUGCAUGAAGAUUCAAACGUCAACACCCGUGGGGAUGGUGAUCCACUCCUUCCAACAGCAAAGGUGCACCACAAAGACACCUCAGAGACGCCACAAACUGAGACCACUGAGUCAACUCAGCCUGACACACCGACCCCAGAUCAGACCAAGCCAAACCCACCUGAAAUAAACAGUGCCACUUCUAAGGGAAAUGUGGUCUGUGUGGAUAAAAUACCAGCGCAAUACAAAUAUGAUGUGAUGCUGAAACUAAAGGCCUCCUCCACAUGUGAAGAGACUAAAGUCAGGAUACAGAGUGUUCUAGAACAUCUCUGUGGUGAAGACUGCAAACUUGAAAUCUAUCAGAAAGACAACACUGAUGAGAUCAUUGUUUAUGGAGACAGCAUUGAAGCUGAUCCUGAAGAAAUGGCUGGGAAGUUCAACAAUGACAACAUCACCGAUAAGGUGGAAGUAGAGGAGGCGGUGUCCCGAAUGGGCCAACACUCUAAAAUUGUCCUGAUCUCUCUUCUGAUAACGGGUUUGCUUCUUGCUGCUUUGUUAAUUGCUGGAUACCUUCUAAAGACUAAUCAAGGACAAUCGAAGGGGCUACGAUUGGCUGAGGACUCCUUUCAAGUGGAUGAAGAGACCCAAGGCAACACACUGCUGUCUGUGGCUCCUCUGCCUCAACAGGAACCUUUGGACAAGCCCAUCAUCAACGGAGAGUCUCCAGAAUCUCCCCCCACCAAUGGACACUCCGCCACCCAGACACAAGUGAAUGAUACUCCAAUGUAAGAGACUCGUUGUCAACAUCAAUCCAAUGACCAACAUGAAGAGUGAACAAACAUCAUGGCUUAUCAUGCACAACAACAUUAGGCGUGAUAAAAACUGCAACGGAGAUGAUGCUGAGAAAAACAAUGAUGAAAGUGCAAGGAACUGAUUGCUGGGCAGCCUUAUGUGUAAACACAAGAGAUAAAAGAACCAAAUCUGUUCCAGUUGAGCCUGAAAUGUUAGCUGAUGAAUAACAAUUCAGAAACCGGAUCAAUUAUAUACAAACAUCAAACAUUUACACUUUCAAAUAUGUUUGGAUUCCACCAGUGCAAAAAUUCUCUUGAGAUCUUCCAUGCUUAAGGAAUUUGUAAACUGCAUAUAAUGAAUAGGAUUUGUAUUAUACGUUUAGAUGAGCCAAAAUCUUAAGUACGUACAGUAUUCAUACUGGAAAAGCAUUCUCAAGUCUACACUGCUGCUCUAUAAUA